Messenger RNA from Cannabis sativa, 4317 nucleotides. Its product is annotated as ABC transporter B family member 15-like. Gene Ontology annotation, cellular component: membrane. NCBI's taxonomy places the organism in Eukaryota, Viridiplantae, Streptophyta, Magnoliopsida, Rosales, Cannabaceae. Bases 217 to 4017 code for a protein of 1266 amino acids. Gene Ontology annotation, molecular function: ATP binding; ATP hydrolysis activity; ABC-type transporter activity. Gene Ontology annotation, biological process: transmembrane transport. The record is from RefSeq and is a predicted model, not a curated record. The transcript has 7 exons.
AAUUUAGUGUCUAUAUAUAUAAAUAUAUUAUGUAUAUGCAAGUUCCAAGGCAGGAGGACCAAGCUAGCCUUGUGUAUAUUUCCUGUCAUCUUACACACACCCACCCUUAGUUGAAGUUCUGAAAAAGAAAAAGACGUGUUUUGGGAAUCUUUAUAUCAAAAUAUUAAUCACUAUUAUUUGGUGAUUGGUUACCCAGAAAAAUACUAAAAAAGAAAUAUGGAAGAGAAAAAUAAGAGAGAUGUAAAGAUGAGAAAGAAAGGUGGGUCUAUACGAUCCAUUUUCAUACAUGCAGAUGGUUUUGAUUAUUGCUUGAUGAUCCUUGGCUUUCUGGGUUCUGUUGGUGAUGGUUUCACUACUCCUUUGGUGUUGUUAAUCACUAGCAAAUUAAUGAACAAUAUUGGUGGAGUUGGAUCAACCUCAAUCUCUUCAACUGAUCUUUUUCUUAACAAUAUCAAUAAGAAUGCAGUGGCGUUAUUGUACUUGGCUUGUUUGUCAUUUGUGACUUGUUUUUUUGAGGGAUAUUGUUGGACAAGAACAGGGGAAAGACAAGCAGCAAGAAUGAGAGCAAGAUAUUUAAAAGCAGUGUUACGACAAGAUGUUGGGUACUUCGAUUUACAUGUAACAAGUACUUCUGAGGUUAUCACAAGUGUCUCCAACGACAGCCUUGUAAUUCAAGAUGUUCUUAGUGAAAAGUUACCCAAUUUUUUGAUGAAUUUUUCAAUGUUUGCCGGGAGCUAUAUAGCGGCUUUCAUAAUGUUGUGGAAAUUGGCAAUAGUGGGUUUUCCAUUUGUGAUUCUUUUGGUAAUUCCUGGGUUAAUGUACGGAAGAACUUUGAUGGGAUUAGCUAAAAAGAUUCGAGAAGAGUAUAACAGGGCUGGGACUAUAGCAGAGCAAGCCUUAUCAUCGAUACGCACCGUUUAUUCAUUUGUAGGAGAAAGUAAAACCAUAACAGAGUUCUCUGCAGCUUUACAAGGAUCGGUGAAAUUGGGGUUAAAACAAGGGUUGGCUAAAGGUUUGGCGAUUGGAAGUAAUGGCAUUGUGUUUGCUAUUUGGUCUUUUAUGUCAUAUUAUGGAAGUAGAAUGGUUAUGUAUCAUGGGGCUCAAGGUGGAACUGUUUUUGCUGUUGGUGCAGCCAUAGCCGUUGGUGGAUUAUCAUUAGGAGCUGGUUUAUCAAACUUAAAGUACUUCUCAGAAGCUUGUUCAGCAGGAGAGAGAAUAAUGGAGGUAAUUAAAAGAGUUCCUAAGAUUGAUUCAGAGAGCAUGGAAGGUGAAGUAUUGGAGAAUGUUUCAGGGGAAGUUGAAUUCAAACACGUUGAGUUUGCUUACCCUUCUAGACCCGAAAGCAUAAUUUUCAAGGAUUUUUGCUUAAAGAUUCCAUCGGGAAAGACAGUGGCUUUGGUGGGGGGAAGUGGUUCGGGAAAGUCAACAGUAAUAUCACUGUUGCAAAGAUUUUAUGACCCACUUGGUGGUCACAUAUGCCUUGAUGGUGUACCCAUUGAUAACUUACAGCUCAAGUGGCUAAGAUCACAAAUGGGUUUGGUUAGUCAAGAACCAGCUCUUUUUGCAACAUCUAUUAGGGAAAAUAUAUUGUUUGGAAAAGAAGAUGCUGAUUUAGAUCAGGUUGUUCAGGCUGCUAAAGCUUCUAAUGCUCAUAAUUUCAUCUCUAAAUUGCCUCACGCCUAUGAAACUCAGGUUGGUGAAAGAGGUGUUCAAAUGUCAGGAGGACAAAAACAGAGAAUAGCCAUUGCCAGAGCAAUAAUAAAAAAACCAAGGAUCCUUCUUCUAGACGAAGCAACAAGCGCCUUAGACUCAGAAUCAGAGAGAGUGGUUCAAGAGGCACUAGAUAAGGCCGCGGUGGGCCGAACAACAAUCGUCAUUGCCCACCGCCUCUCCACAGUUCGCAAUGCGGACAUCAUAGCCGUCGUCCAAAACGGCCAUGUUAUGGAGACAGGCUCACACAACAACCUUAUAGACCGCGAAGACGGUCUAUACGCUUCUCUCAUUCGCUUACAGCAAAUGGAGAAGCACAAAACACUAGAAGAACCAUCAUCAUCAACAACAACAACGAGACACAUUGGUUCUUCUUCUAUCUCGAGCAUGGAGUUGAACAACACAAGCAGCCGCCGUCUCUCGUUGGUGAGCCGCUCCAGCUCGGCUAAUAACUCGGCUCGGUUUUCGCUAACUGGAAACGACAACGUUUUGGAAACCGAAAGUAGUGGUAGUGGUAGAUCGCUCUCGGUACCUUCUUUUAGGAGGCUUUUGGGUAUGAAUGUUCCUGAGUGGAAACAGGCCAGCCUCGGGUGCUUAAGCGCGGUACUUUUCGGUGCUGUUCAACCGGUCUAUGCUUUCGCUAUGGGUUCGAUGAUAUCAGUUUUUUUCUUGCCUAAUCAUGAUGAGAUUAAGGAGAAGACUCGGAUUUACGCGCUGUGUUUUUUGGGGUUGGCUAUAUUUUCGUUGGUUAUUAAUAUUUGUCAGCAUUACAGUUUUGCUUAUAUGGGAGAGUACUUGACUAAAAGAGUCAGAGAGAGAAUGCUUUCUAAGGUACUUACCUUUGAAGUUGGGUGGUUCGAUCAGGAUGAGAAUUCUACUGGUGCUGUUUGUGCUAGACUUGCUAAAGAUGCCAACGUGGUGAGAUCAUUAGUAGGUGAUAGAAUGGCUCUUCUUGUACAAACCUGCUCAGCUGUAAUAGUAGCAUGCACAAUGGGCAUGGUAAUUGCAUGGAGACUAGCCCUUGUUAUGAUAGCCGUACAACCCCUCAUCAUCGUUUGCUUCUACACACGUCGAGUCCUACUAAAAAGCAUGUCCAAUCAAGCCAUUAAAGCCCAAGGCGAGAGCAGCAAACUGGCUGCCGAAGCUGUUUCCAAUCUUCGAAUCAUCACAGCUUUCUCUUCCCAAGACAGAAUUCUCAUGAUGCUUCAAAAAGCCCAAGAAGGCCCAAGUCGAGAGAGCAUGCGUCAAUCUUGGUAUGCAGGAAUUGGGCUUGCUUGCUCUCAAAGCCUCACUACUUGUACUUGGGCUUUUGACUUUUGGUACGGUGGAAAACUCAUUGCUAACCACUACAUCUCAUCCAAAGCCUUAUUUGAAACCUUCAUGAUUUUGGUAAGUACUGGCCGUGUCAUAGCUGAUGCUGGUAGCAUGACCACGGACUUAGCUAAGGGCUCGGACGCUGUUGGGUCAGUCUUUGCAAUAUUGGACCGUUACACACGUAUUGAGCCCGAAGACCCGGAGGGCCAUCAGCCCGAAAAGAUAAUGGGCCACGUUGAGCUUCGUGAUGUUCACUUUGCGUACCCAGCUAGGCCCGAUGUGAUGAUAUUUCAAGGCUUCUCGAUUAAAAUCGAAGCAGGGAAAUCAACUGCUUUAGUGGGCCAAAGUGGUUCAGGCAAAUCAACCAUUAUUGGAUUAAUCGAAAGAUUCUACGACCCACUUAAAGGAGUAGUUAAAAUCAACGGUCGAGAUAUAAAAUCGUACCAUCUAAGAUCGUUGCGAAAACACGUGGCACUAGUUAGCCAAGAGCCAACUCUAUUCGCUGGAACUAUUAAAGAGAACAUUAAAUAUGGAGCGUCCGAUAAGAUUAGCGAGGCGGAGAUCAUAGAAGCGGCUAAAGCAGCGAACGCUCACGAUUUCAUCUCGGCAUUAAAGGACGGAUUCGAAACAUGGUGCGGGGACAGAGGAGUACAGCUCUCUGGGGGUCAAAAGCAAAGAAUUGCAAUAGCAAGGGCCAUACUGAAAAAUCCAGCUAUUCUUCUAUUGGACGAGGCCACUAGUGCCCUUGAUAGUCAAUCGGAGAAAGUAGUACAAGACGCGUUAGAGCGCGUGAUGAUUGGUAGGACGAGCGUGGUGGUUGCUCAUAGGUUGAGUACAAUUCAGAAGUGUGAUACCAUUGCUGUUUUGGACAAAGGGAAAGUGAUUGAGAAAGGUACUCAUUCUUCUCUGUUAGAUAAAGGUCCUCAAGGAGCUUAUUAUUCUCUUGUUAGCCUUCAACAAACGCCAGCUUCCACCACUCACGCGCUCAACUAACAUAUUCAGCCUCUCGUGUCAUCUACGCGCUGGUAAUUCACUACUUGUCUAAUUUUACUGUACUUUUUUAAGCCCUUUUGAAGUGACGGGUGGAAAUGUACAGUGAUUUAGUAAAUUGGUAUUAUUGUUCGAGAACUUUCAAAGGAGGUUUAUUUAGUAAUAUAUAAAUAUAUAUAAUUUUGUUUAAUAAUAAUAUGGUCUGUAAUUGUACGUGUACUGAAACAAAGUGUUUCAGAAUAUUGAACUGUGUAUCUGUGACUGUGUAUAUAUAUUUAUAAUUAAUAUCUUAUUGUAUGUUUA